Messenger RNA from Brassica oleracea var. oleracea, 2006 nucleotides. Its product is annotated as pentatricopeptide repeat-containing protein At1g07590, mitochondrial. Gene Ontology annotation, cellular component: mitochondrion. The record is from RefSeq and is a predicted model, not a curated record. Gene Ontology annotation, molecular function: protein binding. The transcript is spliced from 2 exons. NCBI's taxonomy places the organism in Eukaryota, Viridiplantae, Streptophyta, Magnoliopsida, Brassicales, Brassicaceae. The coding region runs from base 43 to 1635 and encodes 530 amino acids.
AUAGAUGUUCACGGGCCAGCAUGGUCCCAGAAGAAAGAAACAAUGCGAUCUAUUAUCGCGUUGGUGAGGCAACGAGAUUAUUUCGUUCAGGCGAUGCGUCGAACACCUGGUGUGUCAUAUUCACCUGCGUUAGAUCAUCAACCUAACUUCAAAGCCUCGAACUUUCUCACUACCCUAACCUGUUCGACGAAAUCUAGUGACUCAGACGGAGACGAAGAGCCCAACAAGUCUUUGUCUCGUAGAAUCGAGAAGCUACCGAAAGGAGUAACUGUUGGGUCUGCUUUGCAGAGCUGGAUGGGCGAUGGGUUCCCAGUUCAUGGUGGGGAUGUCUAUCACGCCAUCAAUCGAUUGAGAAAGCUUGGUAGAAACAAACGUGCCCUCGAGUUAAUGGAGUGGAUCAUCAGAGAAAGACCAUACCGUCCCGGGGAGCUAGAAUACUCCUACUUACUCGAAUUCACAGUCAAGAUCCACGGCAUCUCGCAAGGCGAAACGCUCUUCACACGCGUCCCUCAAGAGUUUCAGAACGAGCUUCUCUACAACAACCUCGUCAUCGCUUGCCUAGACCAAGGCGUCAUGAGACUCGCCCUGGGUUACAUGAAGAAGAUGAGAGAGCUCGGUCACCGUACAUCGCAUCUGGUCUACAACCGUCUUAUAAUCCGCAACUCGGCUCCUGGAAGAAGAAAACUCAUCGCCAAAGACCUCGCGCUGAUGAAAGCAGACAAGGCGGUUCCUCAUGUCUCGACGUAUCAUAUCUUGAUGAAGCUUGAGGCUAAUGAACAUAACGUUGAUGGUGUGCUAAAGGCUUUUGAGGGUAUGAAGAAAGCUGGCGUUGAGCCGAACGAGGUUUCUUAUUGUAUAUUGGCGAUGGCGCAUGCUGUUGCGAGGUUGUAUACGGUUGCUGAAGCCUAUACGGAGGAGAUCGAGAGAACUAUCACUGGGGAUAACUGGUCGACGUUAGAUGUGUUGAUGAUUCUGUACGGGCGUUUAGGUAAAGAAAAGGAGGUGGAGAGAGCGUGGAAUGUUGUGAAAGGGUUUCAUCACGUAAGGUCGAAGAGUUACUUGCUGGCCACGGAAGCGUUUGGACGAGUAGGGAAUCUUGAGAGAGCUGAAGAGGUUUGGUUAGAGAUGAAGAGCGUAAGAGGAGUUAAAGAGACAGAGCAGUUCAACUCUCUGAUGUCUGUAUACUGCAAACGCGGUUUGAUAGAGAAGGCAAUAAGUGUGUUCCGAGAGAUGACUGGAGAUGGGUGUAAGCCUAACUCGAUAACGUAUAGGCAUCUUGCUUUAGGGUGUGCUAAGGCCAAUUUGAUGAAGGAAGCUCUCAAGAACAUUGAGAUGGGUUCGAGUGUAAAGACGAGCAAGAGUGUUAGAAGCUCAACGCCGUGGCUGGAGACGACGCUGGCGAUCGUCGAGUGUUUUGCGGAGAGAGGUGAUGUGGAGAACUCGGAGAAGCUGUUUGAAGAGCUGAGUAGUGCUAAGUAUAAUAGGUAUGCGUUUGUGUAUAACGCUCUGUUCAAGGCUUAUGUGAAAGGCAGGGUGUAUGAUCCUAAUCUGUUCAAGAGGAUGGUUCUUGGUGGAGCUAGACCUGAUGCUGAGUCUUACAGCUUGUUGAAACUUGUUGAACAAUAUAAACCCUGACUGCAUUUUUUUUUUGGUAAAUCUUACAAAGUCUCUUAAGCUUAAGUUGAGUUAAGAAUAAACAUAAUAGCUUUGUAACUACUUCAUCACGGGCUCAAAGUCAAAGGGAGCUAGCCGUUCAAGUUGAUGGAGCCGAGGAAAGAAGCAGGGAAUCUAUAGCUCUGGGCAGACAUGCUAUCAAGUGGACUAUUGGACCUUUGUCUCUUUUUGGGUCCUACCAGGGGGUCAAACAUGUAAAAGUCAAAGCGUCUAAAUAUUCGUUCACACGGUCACAUGAUCCAAUGAGACAAAGGGAGGCUCAAAUGCAAAACAAUCAUACACAAAACCUCUUUUAUUUUCGCUUUUGUCCUGGAUUACCACAUUUUCCUUAG